UCGAUUCGUUAUAACGCAACCUCGUAUUGAAUCAGUGGUGUAAACAAUGCCUAAUUAUUCAUUAAACUAUUGUUUUAUAAAAGAUAUAUUUAUUCUAAAACGUAUGAUUUAGUUACGGUGAGUGCUGCGAAAUGUGAAGCGUCGACAGAUUCGCGAUAUUCUGACUUUACAAUCGAUUAUCGUUACAACGAAUAAAUUUUAAUGAAAUACGUAUCAUAUUAUCUUUUGAAUACUCUGGCGAAAGAAGAAUUAAUCAGUUUCUGAAUUAAGCUGACCUUGACUAUCAUUUUAUGUAUUCAGAAAGUGAGAGAGUAAAAUUUAUUCGUUUUGUUAGAACACAAAUUCUUCGAUCGAUAAUCGAAUAGGAACGUAAUAUGCACUCUAUGCGUAAGAAACGUAACUUUUUGAAUCAUAAUUACGUGUAAUCUUCGAAGUGAAUAAAAUGAACGAGUUCAAGAAUCUUGUCAUCCAUCAAUAUAGUUCUACAGCCAAGAGUCUUUGAUUGAAAUUCGAAGUCAAGGAAUUCCUUUUCGAAAUAGAAGCUUCGGGAAACAUCGGAGAUUCCCCCACCCCCCGAGCUAAUUCCCGAACGACGCUGGGUAUAGCGAGGGGCCGCCAUUCCUGUUGGAAAAAUUGGCGCAGUAAGACAUGUUCGGACAUGUCCAGACGCGUCGGUGUCUCGCGAUCAACGAGCAGUCUCUGAUUGGAAUUCAAAUAGAAGGCAAGCUACCGCCACGGAAUCGACGCCAUUACACUUGGACAACUUCAAAUGGUCUAAUAAGGAUUGGUACAGCUUGACGGAUCUCGAAUCUAAUGCUUGGAGACAAGUCGUCGCAGAAGUAAAUGGGUUUCGCUUCCAAAGAACACGAUUCUUCUCCGCAGACGGCUUUCGACCAUCGUAUUUCCUCGUAUCGCCUGAUUCACGAUUACUCGACGUUCACCGUUCUGGACGGACGUAAAAUUCAGUCUCAACCAGGAUAAUAGAUGCUGGCACUAAUGAGCACUGCAAAAUCUACUUUCUUGGAGAUCGACAAUGAUAAGUUUAAGACUAUCAUGAAGAUAUCAAACGAAGAUUCGAUCCCGCAAAAGAAGGAUCGUUCUGGGAAGGACGAGGAUGCUUCGAAAACGUUGCAACUCCUUCGAAUCAAAGGAUUCCCUCGAUUAUUACCAGAAGGGAUCCAAGCGUUAGCUAAUUAUUGCCGGUACCUUCGGGAGCUAUCUUUGUCGUAUUCAUUUCUCAGCGACGAAUUACUAUUAGCUUUGAGCUCUGAAAAAGAAAUACAACUAGGUACCCUGAGAUUGGAAGUGCAUCCGGAGACAAAGCCUUUUCCACGUGUCAGCGAUACAGCGUGGUUUACGUUUUCAAAUCAUUUACCAAACAUAAACCUAGUGCUAUUAUCUUACAUAACGAACGAAGACGAUCAGAGUCCGCUUUUCGCUCCAUACGUUCCUAUAACACAUUUGUACUUUGGAGAAGCACCAUCGGAAGCAACAAUGCUACGUAUCGGUUGCCUGUGCCCCCGGUUGGUCGAGCUAGUGAUUGCUGCUUAUGGUCCCGAAUUACUUGAUCGUGCACUGCUUUCUGUCGCCCAAGGUUGUCCACUCUUAAGCGCCGUUGGAUUGGGCGAUUGUGAAAUCACUUGCUCAGGAUUGUUGGAAUUUGUCACAGUCUGUGCGAAACACUUAAGAAUACUGUACGUUUGGGAAACGUCACUGAUAGAAGACUCCGGGCUCGACGUAACAAAAGUAUCGAGGAAGAUUUCGUUGCUCCUCGGUCGUACAUGGGUACCUGAAUACAUCCCGUUGUGCUAAAAGCUUAACUGUAAUCGAAUCAAUAUACACAUAUGAUGCGAAUACACCAAUGGCCGACAAUAGUUUGCACAUAUACUGAAAAUGUGAUAAUUAGACUUUACGGACAUACCUUUUCUAUUUUUUACAUGAAUUAAUUAUGUAAGUGAUUGUAUAAUUUCGAACUGUAGCGUAGAUAUUGUAUAAAAACUGCAGGUUUCCGAUAUUUUUAGGACUGCUAUUUACAAAAACCACCAAUAGAUUAGAAAUGUUAGUUUCUGAAACAUUGUUUCAGAUGAAUCUUUCCGUAUUUUUUCCUACAAUCCACUGUUGACAAUGGAUUAACAAUUAUUACGAAAAAAAAAAUACACAAAAAUGUAAUUCCUUUUGUGAAUUUGUACUCUUAUGUUAAUGUCUGCGUAACCCAAAGUAUUUUAUACAUUGGACGAGACUCCAAGAAAAAGAAUGAAAAAAGUCACGUAUUAUAAAAAUUGCUCGUGUCUGUUAAUACCAAAAAAUAUAAACUUUAUUAGAUUAUAAUGGUACUUUUUGCGUGUGGUGUAUAUAAAAUAAAAUAAUACCACUACUUAUUUAAACUGUCGCUCAUGGUAGAUAUGUAUAAUAUACAAUAAUUAUUAUAGUCUAUAAUGUUAUUGUAAUACAACAGACUAUGUACAUUAUUUCUACAUUAUAACACAAAUGAUUGGGUAUACUUAGUAUUACGAUAUCUAAUAACGUUAACAAUUAAUGUUCUUAUUAUUUAAUUUUUUGUUUAAAUUUACGCGAUUAUUUCGUUUUUACAUCUUGCCGAUGCUAUUCUAAAGAUGCGAAGCGCUCAGUCUUGUAUCCCAGCCGAUAUAUCCGAUCUCUUGUCUCAUUAAGGCCGAUUAAAAACCUAACAUUUGAACAAUUCACGCUCCGUUUACAACAAACAAUUUUAAUCUAUACAAAAAACUGUAUCAUUUUUCAUAAAAGUUUUACUGUUAUAACGAAUAACGUAACGAACAAAUGUUGUUGUAUUCUUAUGAACAUGAUAAUAUUUCCUUGUUAAAAAAAAACAGCAAUU
This is a messenger RNA of Colletes gigas, 2854 nucleotides long. Its product is annotated as F-box/LRR-repeat protein 3-like. Bases 985 to 1812 code for a protein of 275 amino acids. NCBI's taxonomy places the organism in Eukaryota, Metazoa, Arthropoda, Insecta, Hymenoptera, Colletidae. The record is from RefSeq and is a predicted model, not a curated record. Gene Ontology annotation, biological process: SCF-dependent proteasomal ubiquitin-dependent protein catabolic process. Gene Ontology annotation, cellular component: SCF ubiquitin ligase complex. The transcript is spliced from 8 exons.